Molecule: messenger RNA, 11371 nt
Organism: Pseudopipra pipra
Lineage: Eukaryota; Metazoa; Chordata; Aves; Passeriformes; Pipridae
Gene: FYB1
Product: FYN binding protein 1
Exons: 19
Coding region: 8304-10796 (830 amino acids)
Biological process (GO): T cell receptor signaling pathway; protein localization to plasma membrane; integrin-mediated signaling pathway
Cellular component (GO): plasma membrane
Molecular function (GO): protein binding
Source: RefSeq, a predicted model, not a curated record
UAGGGAAACCCACCACAGUCUAAGAUUUAACACUCAGUGUGAAUAGACAUGGCACCAAGCAUCUUUCCACACAAUUAGCACAGUUACUGUUCUCUAUCUGAUAAACAGAUUUUUUUUCUAAUAGCAUAAUUCUCCCUCUACUGUGAUUAAGUCUCUUUCAUAAAUUGCUCAUGUAGCAUGUGGAAGCCUUACUGAUCUACUUCCUCCUCUACUCUUUUUGAAAGAUCAUUCCUGAAUACAAACGACUAAAACUGAAUAUAAAUUCAGCUCUAAAUUUACUCCUAACCUAUUUAUACCCAUUUGAUUUCAAUCCUAUAUUUUUUGUAUAAAUAAUCAUUUUUCUCUGAUACUUGCAAACCUUUUCAAAACCACUCAUCUCCACUUUCUUAAGGUACCCAAGGUAAGCUCUUUCAAUGUCCUUUCAGAAGCCAGGAACUCCUUCUAGUCGUAAUAGAAGACUUCACUUUUACUUGUGUCAGUUUAAAUUCAUGAUCACUCAACAUAGUUGACCAGAACAGCACAUGAGACUCUAACUGAGUGCUCUGCACAAAUUCUUUCCCUGCAUCUCUCAAACAUCAUUGGCCUAAUGUGCACUCGAAUUAUACACUCUUUUCACAUGGGCAUGUCCUGUUAGUGACUCAUUAUCUCCCUGGCACAAAGCAAAAAAUCUUUUUUUUAGCCCUAAGUAUAUGACUUUAUUGUUAAACUUUGGUUGACUUCUAUCACUUCUAUACAAAAACUCUUCUUAUCCUUCCUGUAUAAUGACUUGAUUGUCCCCAGGAAGAGUAGAACCAUUCAGAUAACAUUGCUAUAGGCCCAGCUCUUGAACCACACUCAUGAUCCAGGUAAUGGAUCAGACAGGAUUAGUCCCAUGACCAAUGCCUAUCUACUUGCAGAACACUGCAAGUAAUCCCAGUAAAAGUCAGUAAUUCCCUUCUCAGUGCUAAAAUGAUGUUUCUUUAGUGAUCUCCUUAUUUACCUUGCAGUCCUUCUGACAGGUCACAUCCUCUCCCUGUUCCCAUCACUUAAAUUUCAACAAAGGACAUUGUACAAAAUAUUCUGUUUAAGUCUAGAUGGAUCAAGUUAGUUGUAUUACUUUUGUCUGAAAUGUCAGCUAAAUUUCACUCCUUCCUUCCUUUACCUCUUUUCUUAAGCCCUUUGGUUUAGUUUUUGGUUUUUUUCUAGAUCCAGCUCAAUAUAGUUAUGGCCAUAUGCCCUUUAUUCCUUCAAUUUUUGUGCAUAGGAAGUCUGCAGCACUGCAGAAUUCCAAUAUCCUGGCAGACCAGGACAACUCUAUGUUUCUGGUAGUGUCAGUUACGGAGACAUGAAUAAUUAAAAAAUAAUUAAUAGAAAUAUAGUUCAGUUUAUUAGAGGUAUAAAAUUACUUCAGAUUUUAAACAUCUGUGAAAGUCUGAGCCAGAAGGAAACAUGCACGAGGUUGAUAAGGGAGUCUAAAUACAUGAAAAUUCAGGAACCCUGAGUAGGAAAGACAAAACAAACAUAUAUUUACCUUUUUAGUUGAGUUGAAGAUUACUGAAAACAUAGCUAUAUAAUUUUGUCAGCAGCACAGACCUGAUUUUCAUAACAAUCUUUGAAGUCAUAAAAGGAAUAAAUAAAAUGCACUCGUUAUCAUCUGUGCUUCACAGGAGUGCAGUGUAGCUUCAAAAAAAGCCAUUUGAAGGUCACUUAGGUCUCAUAGCCUUGAGGUAAGCAUACUUGUUUAGACCAGUUGUAUUCUUCUGCAGUCGUCCUGCAAAACAAGAAUUUGCUGACAAGUUUUCCUAUAAAAUCUGGUUACAUUGCAUAUACUUUUGCAGAAAGGGACAUUAACAUCAAAGGGCAAAGAACAUCUUUGACUUCAGUCCAGGACAUCCUCUUCAGCAGACUUGUGGAGACAGAAAUAUCAUGACUAUGGCAAGUACAGAGCUCUAUUAAUUUUCUUUUUAUUACAUGGAUGCAUAAGAUUUAGCACUAUAGAUGCUAUGGAUGUGACAGCAAAAUUUUAAAUUUAUUUCUAAUAGUUUUCAAAUCAAUUAUUUGCAUCUGACUUCCUGCUUUUGGGGGGAUGCAGAAUCCUUUUUUUUUAGCUCCAUCAUGUAAACUGGUUUGUAUGUGCCUCAAAAUUCAAAAUUAAGAAAGAGAAGAUGGCUUCUUUUAAGGCCAACCUGACAAAUUAUUUUGUGUAUCUAAAGGAAUUCCACAGUCAAGUAUUAAUGUGACAUUGAGCAAGAAAUGGGAAUGGGCAGCACCUUCUAAUUAGACUUUUCAGAAAGCAGUUGUGUUGUUUUAUUUUGAUUCAGCAGGACUUUGUCACUAAAAAGAUAAAGGGAUUUUUGUCUGUCUGAAUCGUCAGUAUAGUUCAAGGAGGACUGUGGUGUGUUUAGCUACAUUUGGAGGUAAUAUUUUUAACUUGUAUUUAAGGAACCCAAAUAUAGGUGGAACCUUUUGUUUACAAAACCCUACUUUAGAAUUUGUACAGCAAACACACUCCUGGCAUGAUUCAGGUGUCUUGCUACUUUCACAAAAGGUUUGUUUAGAGCCAGUGCUCUAAACACGUAAAUAUGUUGAACACAGAACUUUUGCUGUUGCCAAAUGCAGCUUGAAAAUAAACAACCAUUUACAGUCCCACUAUUUUUAUUUGAUUUUGAUUAGUUGGACAAAAUUGCUUCCAGAAGUCUCUGCUUGCCUAAAUUAUGUUGGAAGGCUGUGAUUUGUGUCGGGAGUGACUUCUCCACUGGAGGUCACUGUUGUGCAGAAAACAGGGAAGGGCACCACAGGAAAAACACACAUGCUGUUUCUACCCAGAGCUGCGUGGAGAGGUUCGCUUCCCUCAUAGUUACGAGGUGAGAUCCACCAAACUGCAGGUGCAAUUCGUCUCACAGUGUGUGACAGAAUGGGGGACACACGGCCCACUUAUCUCUCAUUUCCCAGGUAGCACAUUCCGAAUACUGGAUAAAAAGAGGAAAGGUGAGGUUAGCAGAAGAGCCUUGGAAAAAGACAUGAGAGUAGGGCAGGAAGAAAGAAAUGUUCUUUUUGAAAGAAACUCUGUAUACUAGUAAGACUUUGUGUACACUCUCUGCCUAAGCUGGCUUUACCGAAAUGACUUCCAGCAGAUGGAAAACUGAUCAUGGGUCUCUGCUGUGAUUGACAGAGGCACAGAUGAAUGCAUUCUUAUUUAACCUGACUUACACUUUCUUUUGUUUAUGGGUUUAUAUCACAGGCUAAUUAGUCACUUUAAAGAAGGUUUUUAUUACCAACUUGCUACCACCUGCUAAGGAUCAGGGAUCAGAAUUCACUGAUAGUCAAAAUAAAGUUUUUUAAAAGGCUAAAGGGUAGGGACGUAGAAAAGGAUGUCAGGCAUUAUGCAAAUACCAGGCAGAAAGCCUUAGGAAUUUUUUUUUUUGAACCAUUCUUCUUAAAGCUGUUUGGAUUAAACUGUGUUUUCAUUUUUAAACUUUAUUGUCUUUGAUUAAAACUGCUGCUGAAGUUACUUUAUGUUUUGAAAUGCUUAUGCUGGGGGAGCAUCCUCUUCGUUGUUAUUUAGGCCACAUCACUGUCUUUAUUACUGGUGUCUGGAAUUAUACAAAACUAAGAAAUCUUAUAAAGGGCUGCAUUUAUUUUUAAUUAAACUUUAACAUUCUAGAUUGAAUGUUUUUCUAGACACCUAACUCUAUGUCUGACAAUCCUUGAAAAUGUGUUGCUCAUACAAGAAAAUCAACAAUAGAGAAUGUGAGAUUGUCUACAUGAGAGAAAUUCUGAGGUUUGACCACUUCUGUGACUAGUCGAAAGGUCCAAUACUCUAAACAUGUCUGUUCCUCUUGCUUUUGCACUUCCUCUUCCUCCUGAUACCAGCAGCUGGGGGGGAUGCCGAGGGGGAACCAGCAGAUAAUCCCCUGCCCAACCACUUACAUGAGGGUAUAUGGGGAGGAAACUGAAGCAACUUCCUUGAGAAAGUUUCCUUCCACUCUUACUGCCUAAUAUCUCCUUCCCCCAGUUUAGACUCUCUCUCUUCUCCUCUCCCUGGUGCCAGGGCGCUGCUGAGCCACGCCCAUGCUCUCAGGCUUGCAAGGGCUCCAGCCAGCCCUGGGUCCCUCCCCGACAGGGUGAGUCUCAGCGAGGGGGCACAGUCAGGGCCCAGUGAGCCGAUGGUGGGGGAAGGCAGGGCACAGGCAUGGCCAUUCCUGAGGGGCACAGGGGAGGGGGGCUGAGGGACCACAACCUCACAAGGGCAGACUGUCCCCAGCUGCCAGAGAUCCUUUCCCCACACAAACUGCUGGUGCUCAGCUCCCAGUAGCCCUUCCCUGCUCCUCCAUCCUUCAUCUCUACCCCAGUCUCUACUGAUUUUCAACUAUUUGAUAGAUCCAUAGCAUUAACUUGAGGAGACAGGGAAUCCUGCAUGUCAGUUGUCCCCAAACAGCAUCUGGAAAGGCCGUUUGUUCCCAUAAGCAUGACAGACACAAGGGAAUGCAGUUAAUUCACACAUGACCACAUCAAAUUUCAGUCAGAAGUGCUAAAACUACCUUCAAUUUUUUUACAAUACAAUGGAAAUGCCGCAGCACAUUUUUCAGGAAGUCUAGGCCUGCCUGCAGACACAAAGAUAAUGCAGCCUGACACUGCCAGAAACUUUGGUUCUCAUCGCGUGCUGUAGCAAUUGCAGGCAGAAGAUCCUGACAGUGUUCAGGAACAUCAAGUUUUUACUGAAAAUCAGUUACUUUUCAAAGUGAUGCUGUAAAAGGAUCACUGCCAUGGUGAGGAGGUACUUCUCCCCAGAUUUCCUGACCCUGGGGAGUGGCACAGCGUUGUAAGGCAGGACUUCAGACUCUUUGACUUGCCUUCUGACAAGGUGUAUGUACUCAAAAUAUUACUCCCAGCAGCAGCAUGAAAGCAGGUACUCUGUAGCUUUUUCAGUACAAGUAUGUAUACAGAUUAUCAAUGGAGAAAUAUGUCAUUUUUGCUGUUGUGUCCAGUCUUUCACCAGGAGGCAAAAGCCUUGUGAGAGAGAGGAGGAGGCAGGAAGCAAAAUUGCACUGAAAAAUGUUCCUAGCAUUGACUUUCUCUUAUCAAUAUUCCACGUAUUUGCGUGCAUUGUUAUAUUAUAGAACAACAUUAUUCCACCUUACAAAGAAGAUUUUCAAGUUUGCUUUAAUGAUAUUAAUGUACCCGUCUAAAGGUGGUCUCCCACAUACUUCCCUCUACCUUCUUCCCCAUAUAUACCUGGUUUAAAGAUUAUCUGCUCCAGCCAAUCAUUUCUGCCUUUUUCUUCUCUCAUGCUCACUCACCACUAAUUCUGUUAUGCCGUCUCACCUGAUCUAGGAUCAUGUAAUAUACUUAAGGUCAGUGAAAUGAAGUAGGUUAAAAACAAUAUGAAAAGAAAAAGAUUUUUUGUGUAUGUGUGUAUCAUGUCACUUCAGUUUACACCAACUCCAGCAGCAGUAUUGACACAGCUGUGAAGGUAACAAGACUCCAACUAUGAUAGUCUUUGUGACCAUUGAAUUGGAAAGCCAGAGGUGUUCAGAUGGAAGUGCCUGACUUUUCAAACCCUUUCAGUGCAUGGGACAACAUCAGUAGAUGAAAACAAGGCACCUCAAAAAGGUGGACUAGCACUUAUAGCAGAGAAACUCAGUGAUACUCACAGAAUCACAGAGUCACAGGAUCCUUAGGGUUGGAAGGAACCUCUGGAGAUCAUCUAGUCUGACCCCCCCGCCAGGGCAGUGUCACUUAGAGCAGAUGACACAGGAACUGCUCCAGGUGCCUUUUGAAUGUCUUCAGGGAGGGAGACUCCACAACCUCCCUGGGCAGCUGUUCCAGUGUUCUGCUCAAUGCUAUGUUUCUUCCAUGUUGAGGUGGAACUUCUUGUGUUUUAGUUUAUGACCACUGCUCCUUGUUCCAUUGCUGGGCACCACUGAAAAGAGUCUGUCACCAUCCUUUUGGCACCCACCUUUGAGAUAUACAUAUUAAUGAGAUAUCCUCUUAGUCUUGUCUUGGCUAAACAGGCCCAGCUCCCACAGUCUCUCCCCUUAAGAGAGAUGUUCCAGACCCCUCAUCAUCUUUGUGGCCUCCACAGGACCCACUCCAGUACCUCCUUGUCUUGGAGACCAGAACUGAACACAGUAAUCUAGAUGUGGCCUCACUAAGGCUGAGAAGAAGGGGAAGAUCACCUUCCUCAAUCUGCUGGCCACACUUUUCCCUAGUGGCCAGUGUUCUGACUCUUUUUCUUCCCUUUUUUCUUUCUUUGGUUUUUGAUAAAUUUAAUUCCAAAGCAGGCACUUUUCCCAAAGGUACAUGGAAACAGUUGAAUAAAUGGUCUGAUAAAAAAACAUAUUUAAAGUUACAGUCAUAAAAUUUGCGCCUUGUAACAAUAACACACCAUUGCUGUGCUGGGAUUUAGAUGGUGGCUGUGUUCUACACAGAGAGUGUAUGGCAUGUUUAUAGAUGGUAUGUUUAUAGAUGAGAAAACAUUAUCGAUAUUCUGGUCUUGCUUGAACAUUAUCUUGUGAUUUUGUUGCUGCUGCUGUUGUUUUUGUGAAAAAUAAAAAAGGCAAAAUAACUUCACAUUGCUUUCAGGCUUGAGGGUCCUGUUCCUGAAAGUAUUAAUUCCUUCAUAUUCUUUCUUCACCUAAAAAUAACUAAUUUCUCUAUAUCACUCACAAACAUCCUUCAAAGAAACAUGUGGAAAAAAACCAGAAAAGUUUCAGGAAGCUGCUGCACCUGCAAGUGUAAAAUGAAGCAUAUGAGCAUUGCAGAUGGGCAACUUUCACAGUAAUUUCACAGCAUAAACUGUUAUUUUCAUUGUGUUUUUUGCAAUUUUUGUUCUCAGCAGCAUUCUGUCAGUCAGGGUUAUACUUAUUUGUGUGUACUGGAUAAAAGAGAAGACAGAAGGAACUGUCUAGCAUUCAGAGCUGCAGAAAUGAGCUAGUUCUUUGAUCAUUGCAUGAUUUGUCUAGAGCUGAUAUUGUGAGCAAACACUUGCAGUGGUUUUUACCCAUGCGAAAUGACUGUAUUGCUACAGUUAGCAUCUUAAAACAGUCAAACUGUCUUAAGACUGCCAGAUAUAAUAGCAAGCCACAAAGUCUAAUCUGCCCUAGUAUUAAUAAUAAAUGCUUUAUCAUCUGUGAUGAUUGUUUAUUUUCACAAAAAAAAUAUUAUUUUAUAAAUAAAAUAUAGUGUUUAGCAGAAUGAAUAGCAUAAAGAAAUGCAUUUCUACCACUACGAAAAAAACCCCAUUAUGUUAUGUAACCAAAAAAUCAGUUAGCUUUGGCACGUAGCAGUGUCUUUAACUCAAAUAAGUACCAUCCCACACUCUAAUAAAUUUCUGAACAUACUAAGAUAGAAGUUUUAGUAAAAUAAAGCUGGAAACAUAAUGCACUUCCAAUGUUUUACUUUGACAACCCAAAUCCUUUCAAAAAUACUAAGAAGGUUGUGCAGAACAGCCUUUAAUUAAUUCAGACACACAGUUUUCUUCUGCAAUCUCACCCCUGUGCAGAGCUCCAGCAAUUUCACUGAGCUGUAUUUUGUAGGGGGUUCCGCCUUUGUGGUUUGGGUUUACCUUCAGCACAAAUACAAGUUUAGAAUUUCUUGUGAAGCUUAUUUUCUCAACGUCGGCUUUCCCAUUCUAUAUCAUCCUUCCAACUCUUUGACUUGUGUAACAAGCACCCUUCUGCAGAAGGACAGAAGAAAUGUAUGGUCAUAGUUUUUAAAAAAGAUGUAUCUCCACAUUGCAGAAAUUUUAAAAAACUGGCAAGCGGAAUCUCUCGAGAUCCUACUGGCAUAGGUCAUAGCAAAUAAACAUGUCAGCCAACACCUGAUGAGUGGGAAUGUAUGCAGGAUUCUUAGUGGUAGCAGGACACUAGACUUGAGGUCAGCCCCGUCUUUAUGCCUGUAAUUGCCACACACGUUUCCUUAGCUGCUAUUCUGUAAAGACUCAAGCUUGUGUGCACCCAUAGAGCUUCACGGGACUACACAAUAUGGGGAAAAUGCAAUACUUUUGAAUAUCACAUGGUGCAUACUGCUGAUGGCAGCAGCCAACCAGUCUGAACACACUUUAGUUCCCUUUUCCUACACCACUUCUUGCCUAAUAUCCUGAAGAGAGCAGUUCUCUCUACUGUUCAUGAUAAUGAAAACCACAAGCGACAUUCUUAUGCAAACCCUCUGAGAGAAGCAGAACUCCUCUUAGUGAACGGACCAGGCUGUUAAGGUGAAACACCCGUGGAUUGUCACAUUGAGGGAGCCAGUUUUUCUGCCUGUAUCAAAAUACUGGAGACCUUUGGGAUAUCCAGCGUAGGAAGUCACGUUUGAGGUUACUCAUGGAAAAAUUUGAGAAGGGUAGUGAAGACAGAGAGGAUGAUCCUGUUCAAAGUCAACCCUUCAAAAUCCGAAGAGAAGAAAUUCCUGAAGGAUUACAACAGGAAAGGAAAGCAGUGUUUGAGAAACUAGCAAGUCAAGGAAAUGCAAUGUGUACUCCAGGACCCAGUACCUCUCAUGAAACUGUUCAUCCUAAGCCUCCUCUGGCAGAUAAGCCUUCAAUUGAUGACAAAAGAGAGCAUAAUCCAAAGCCAUCACAUUUGAACCCAGUGGCACAAAGGUUUGGUGUUCAUCUUCAGCCAACUAACAGAGAAAAUUAUGGAAAAACUGAAUUCACUAAAUUCCCCAUCAAAACCUGUGACUCGGCAAAAGUGGACCCAAAGCCUCUAUGUCCAAAACCUGCAAGGAACAAGUUCCCCAGCUCUGCUCAUCCUGAUAAAGAAGAAAAUACUCUGGGAGCAAAACCAAAUUCAGAUUUGGCAUCACAGAAGAGUGAGGCAGAACCAACAUUUCCAAAAGUAACUGGAAUUAAGAAAAAGCUAAUGUCUGCAGCACAGGAAAAUGUACCCAAGCCUUCUCUCUUUAAAAAACCUUCUUUUAACACUGAGGUCUCUAACAAUACAGACACUUCUAAUAAAUGUGGUUCUCUUCAAAGUAGUCUGUCAGGCCCUGGAACAAAUACACACUCACUUAAGAAAGUAAAGGAAAUGAGUGAAAAUAACUCAGCUGCAGAAGCUGCAGGUAGUCAUCUUCCUAAAAUAUCUCUGAAGCCUGCUGGCCACUCACAGAGCUUAUUUCAAGGCACCUCGAAAAACGUGGAGGAAGAGACUGAAGAAAAGGGAAUGAGUGUUACCAAGACCACCAUUGCCAAGAAAGUCAACCAGGAAGGAUCAGAUUCUUUUCCUAAGUUUCAUAAAAUCAAUACAGCACUUGGUGCAGAAAGGUCAUCAGAUGAAUCACAAGAGAAAGAGGAUGGGGACAGGAGUUCAAGAUGCCCCAAGCAAAGGGUUUGGGGCCCAGUGGUCAAGAUGGCCCCGAACCCACCAAAGCCCAACAGACCCCCACAUGUGAAACUACGAGGAUACCAGAAGAGCACCCCAGAAAAGACUAAAGGUUUGAAACUGUCAGCACCUUCCUCAGCAGCAUCUGCCCCACAGUUUCCACCUCCUCCACCAAUCUCUUACCCAGCCCUGCAGGUUAAGGCAGCUCCCAGUCUGCCUCCCAGAAACAUCAAGCCCAGCUCUGAAACAAGAAAUCCAGAAAAUGAAGAAAAUUAUGAUGACGUGGAAUUUGUUUCACAGGGUCAUGGAAGUACACAGGGGGGCCAACAAAGUGAUGUAGAGAUGUAUGAAGAUAUAAAUGACAUCAGAUCAUCAAGGGAAAAAGAGAAGAAGCAGAACAAAGAAGAUAAGAGAAGAAUGGAACAAGAGAAAAGAGAACAAAAGGAAAAAGAAAAGAAAGAACUGGAAUUAAGGAAGAAGUUCAAAUUAAUGAGACCCAUUGAAGUUAUUCAUCAGGCACGAGCUUGUGUUGACUACAAAGGGGGGAAGAAUGAACUGACUGUCAAAGAGGGGGAUAAGAUUGAAAUCAUUCGCCUCACAGACAACCCAGAAGGAAAGUGGCUGGGCAGGAUAGGAGAAUGCUAUGGAUACAUUAAAACGACCAUGGUAGAGAUUGAUUAUGACUCUUUGAAAAGAAAGCAACGAGCACCUACUGGAGCCAAUGUGGAAUUUUCAGAGUGUGACAUGGAAGUGUAUGAUGAUGUUGCAGAGCAGGAGAGCUUGAUGAGCCUAGGUUCCGACAGUACUGGAACUGGAAAUAUGCUCCCACCUCCUCCUCCUUCUAAUCAAGAUAUUUACGAUGAAAUUGAUGAUGGAGGUCCCAUAGCAAGGUCUGUAUCACAGGAUGAAGAUAAGAAUGGUAUCUGGUCCUGGGGAAUCUUGAAGAGGCUAAAGGUCAAAGAUGACAAAAAGAAAAGUAUACGAGAAAAAACAACCAAAGUCAAUGAGGCAGAAGAUAAUGGAAAUUUAUUCACAUCUUCUUCAACAAAGCUGUCUGGAAAAGAUUGUGGAGAGGAUGUGUACGAUGACGUGGAUUCUUCGGACUUCCCUCCACCGCCGCUUGAUGAUACUUCAUCAAAAGUAGCAAGCUUUGGAAAAAGGAAAUCGGAUGAAAAAGAUGUACAAAAGCAUGAACAGAUGGAAAGAAAAGAGAAAGAAUUCCGGAAAAAAUUCAAAUUUGUAGGUAAAAUAAAAGUUCUUUUUUCUACUACUGUGGUUCAGAAUUUGCCUAAAAAAAGAUGGGGAUCUAAAGAAUUACAUAUUAAACCGGGAGAGUCUCUUGAUAUUAUAGAAAGUACGGAUGACGCCAAGGUCCUGUGCCGCAAUGAAAAAGGAGAAUAUGGCUAUGUCUUGAGAAGCAAUUUAGUUCAAAACGAAGGAGAGAUUUAUGACAAUGUUGCUGAGGACAUCUAUGAUAACGACUCAGAUGCAUGAUUCUGUUCAGCUAAUGACUUAAAUGAAGAUCACCUCUAGUUUGGACUCCUACUUGUGGAAGCUCAAUUACAAAUUAAUUGGUUACACCCCUGUAAAUGUAGAAUUAACUUUUCUUAGGAGUUCAACCUUUUGUCCUCCAUUGCUUUAAACUACAUUACAUUGCUAUUUAUCUGAGCCAUUAAAAUUCCCUUUAUUGAUGUUUUAAAUACAAUCAAAUACAAUUUGAAUACAUCUCAGAGGAGGGAUAUGGGGAUAUUAAAAAAAAAACAACUGUAGAGGUAAUAGCCUAAAAACUACUUUUUUACUAUAUUUAAAAUGACUGAUAAAAUACUGAAAAGCUGUACACAAACUUGACUUUCUCCCUUUAUAUUUGCUAUUUAACCAGCAUCUAGGCAUAAAAAACUAGUGGUAUUGUAAUUUUUUUCUUUUAUUUUACCAAUGCCAUUCACUGGAUGCAUUUUUUUCUCUCUUCUGAAAUUCUUUUGAAUAAAAGCAUACUUUCUGACAAGAAAUGUGUGUACACAAUCUUCUGUCAAGUAGAACAACAGUAGCUGCACAAUAACUUCUGAAAAUUA